Molecule: messenger RNA, 1628 nt
Organism: Rhea pennata
Lineage: Eukaryota; Metazoa; Chordata; Aves; Rheiformes; Rheidae
Product: histone acetyltransferase p300-like
Exons: 4
Coding region: 387-701 (104 amino acids)
Biological process (GO): positive regulation of transcription by RNA polymerase II
Cellular component (GO): transcription regulator complex; histone acetyltransferase complex
Molecular function (GO): histone acetyltransferase activity; chromatin DNA binding; transcription coactivator activity
Source: RefSeq, a predicted model, not a curated record
AGGAUCCUUGGGCUAACGGCAGCGGCGGUGCCUGGGUGGCCGUGAGCCCCGCCAAAAGCAGGGGUGUGAACACGUUGCUCAGGAUCUCCGAAAUCGUCUUGUUCAUAGAUUGCGAGUAGCUAAUAUCAAAAUAAUCUCCAGUUAAGUGACUUGCUGCCGCUGAGCUCUGUAUAUGUGUGCGGCGGUGGCUGGGAGGAAGCCCACCUACCAAAAUCAAGGCACCACAGUGUGAGGUCUGUGAACUUAAUUUUUAAGAGUUGCUGACUGAGAUAGUUCUUUGGCCUAACAUUAUUCUAAAAGAGGCUGUGACUGGAAGAUGUAACUGUAAGAUGAGUGACCUUGGGCUGGACUUUCACCCCUCAAAUUCUUAUUCUUUCUGAAGCACCAUGAUGAGUGAAAGUGCCAGUGUUGCCAGUUUGGGGGCCAUGCCAACAGCUCAACCAUCCAAUACUGGAAUUCGAAAGCAGUGGCAUGAAGACAUUACUCAGGAUCUCCGAAAUCAUCUUGUUCAUAAAUUAGUGCAAGCCAUAUUUCCUACCCCUGACCCUGCCGCACUGAAGGAUCGACGCAUGGAGAACCUGGUGGCGUAUGCUCGGAAAGUGGAAGGAGAUAUGUACGAAUCGGCAAACAGCAGGGCGGAGUACUAUCACUUGCUAGCUGAGAAGAUCUAUAAGAUUCAGAAGGAAUUGGAAGAAAAAUGAAGGACCAGGCUGCAGAAGCAAAGCCUGAUACCAACUGCACCAGGCAUGCCACAGGCUCCCAUGAAUCAAGGGCCCAGCCUGGGACAGCCUCAGCCAGGGAUGUCUGCAACUCUGGAGGAUUGUUUGAGAGACCUGAACCUGGAGGAUCACUGAUACUACUGAAAUGUGCCAGGGAAGUUGCAUGCAGCAGGAUUUGAGAGGUCACUGCCACUCUCAAUCUGUAAUUAGAAUGUUGCCCAAGUCACUGCCCAGAAUGCUCUAUGUGGUCAGCGCUGAUAAUGACUCUCCUUUGCUAUUAGAAGGACAAGCUGUAGCCUCAUUUUAGAACCUUUGGAUUGUCUGAAACAGCAAUCCAUAUGGGUCUGUAACAUACAUAAAAGUGAACUAAGCUUUUUCUUGCUGCUUGACUUUAGGCUGCAACUAACACUUCACUAUAUGCACAAGACAGGAACUGUACAUGGUUCACAUGUUAUUUGUUCAGCUAUUCACUACAAACUCUGCACAAAGUAGAAAUGUUCAAUACAAGCACUUAUUUGCUUAUUUUUUAUAGUGUUAGCAGAAUGAAGGGGAUAACAACAACAACAACAACAACAAAAAGGAGUAGAGUGGAAAGUAGAACCAACUUCAGUGGUUCUUCUUCUUAAAAGAGAAUCACUGCCAGAAACAUACUGAGAGACAAUUGCUUCUUGGCUGUCUUCAACAGUGAGCUGGGAUGAAGGAUGUUGCUUGCAAUAAGGCUAAGACCACAGUAGUCUCUUAUGGAAGAAAAAAAAGCCAAGAGGGACAGAAGCCAUUUUAGUAUUAAGAAGCUAUGAUAUAAAUGCAUACAAAUUUUAGAACCAAUCGAUAGUACUGUAAGCACUUCAAGAGCUUUAUUGCAUUGGGAAUGCUUUGUUUGCCGAAUAAAAUAUCUAUUUAUGUAUGAAA